AUGGAAACAGAACCAACGUUAGCCCCGGCGACAUUCACCGAUUCCAACCCCCAAACACAAUGUCCCUUAUUUUCCCUCCCUCCAGAAAUCCGAUAUGAAAUAUUUGCCUGUGCUCUAAGCAGCGCCCCAGAUACAACUCAGCCUAUCGACCAAGAUGCAUACUGCACUCGACCGGGCUAUGAAACCAUCUCUCAUACAUAUACGGAACUCCUUCGAACCUGCAAACGGAUUUACAUGGAAGCAUGGUUUAUGCCAUUCCUCUGCUCAGAACACUCCUUUUACAUGGCCUGGCGACAGCGCUCCCCAAAACGCGUGAUGUCCGUUCCUAGAAUGCAAGCCUGUCUUGAUUUUAUUCACGCGCGCCAUGGAGAGGUACAAGGCGGAAGUGUGCGGAUCUUCCCACAACUGUGGGCUCUGCAGGGUACCAAGGACUGCGGUGGAGUCUUUAGUAUGAGGAACUUCCAUCCGAAAACCGUCACAAUCACGAUAAGAUAUACCGAUACAUGGGAGUGGGAAUAUAAUAAAGCGUUAUAUAUGGAAGGAGCUUGGGCUGGGAGGGUUCGACUUCCGGCUAGCGUGACGAAGUUCAAAAUAGACUUUGAAAGUAUUGAGAGGAGAAAGGACGAAGUCGAUCAUAUCGCGCGUGAACUCGCGGAGAAAUGGCGAUUCAGGAGAUCUGACGGCGUGGAUAUGGUGGCAUCAGGGGAGGAUUGUAUCAGUUUUUCUCGUUGGACGGGUAGCUCGACGUUAGGUGGUCAAAGAUGGCUGCGUGAUGAGACACGUCCAGGUCAGCUUGACUAUUAUGUUGGCACUGUUACUUGGCGUCCUUCGAAGGAACCACCGACGAAUGGUCCACUUUCCAACCCUCGUGUACAGGUGACAUCGGAUCGCCCUGCUGUGAAAUCACUGAGAUAUACCAGUGUCUCAACGGACAGACUUCGGAACGCUGGUGUUCCGGAGGACUGUAAUGCUGAAGAAGCUGCUCAAUUGCUCUAUGAAUUUGACAGACAAGUUCAGAGCAGCGAUGACGAGGAUAUGUCUGAUGACGUUGAUUCGGACGACGAUGAAGGAAGCGAUGAAGGAAGCGAUGAAGAAAGCGAAGAAGAAAGCGAAGAGGAAAGCGAUGAAGAUGAUGAGUCUGAAGAGGACUGA
Molecule: messenger RNA, 1152 nt
Organism: Penicillium malachiteum
Lineage: Eukaryota; Fungi; Ascomycota; Eurotiomycetes; Eurotiales; Aspergillaceae
Exons: 1
Coding region: 1-1152 (383 amino acids)
Source: RefSeq, a predicted model, not a curated record